AAAGCACCGAUGUCCAAGCAGACAUUUUAUUUUUUUUUUCCUUAUUUUUCCUCUCUGUCUCUCCUCUUGAAAAAUCCGUUCUUCCUGCUGUAGGUUUGCUGUGCUGGUUUGUCACGAUGCGCUUCUCUGUUCUUGCUGCCGGUGCCUCUGCCGUGGCAGCCUUCCCGUUUCCCUCGCUCUUCCGUCGUGCGGUCGAGGAACGGCAGUCCUCGGAUGCGCCGUGCACCGAUGUUCACAUCUUCCUGUCCAAAGGUUGGAAUGAGACGUAUCCUGGACGACUGGGCAAGCUGGCUGGCGCCAUCUGUUACGGAAUCGAUUCGUGCGACUACGAGGACAUCUUGUUCUACAACACGCCCGGCAACAGCUACUGCGAGUCCGUGUCGGAAGGCAGCGCCAAUGGCGUAGCUCAGAUGACAGCGUAUGCUGCUCGGUGCCCGAAUUCAAAGCUUGUCUUGAGCGGCUACUCGCAGGGUGCUCACGUCGCUGGGAAUGUUCUUGGUGGCGGCGGCGGCUAUUUCAGCGGCGAUUGCACAGUCGCCACAAAUGCUGGCAUUGAUCCAUCAACCAGUCCUGGCAAUCAGCUGAAGGCUGCGCUGCUCUUCGGCGACGUUGAGCAUGUCGCUGACCAACCAUAUAACGUCCUAUCGGGUGCCCCGUACAACUCGAACGAUCCUCGAAGCGGCGAUCAACUCGCCAACUUGAACAAAUUCAGCAGCAUUCUACGAAGUUACUGUGACGUUGCGGAUCCCGUGUGUGCAGCUCAAGGUCCGGGGCCUUUUGAUGUCAACAAGCAUCUCGACUACUUUGACAUAUAUUCUGACGAUGCUGCUGGAUGGGUAAAGUAUAUUCUAGGGUAUUAGUACGCAGUUUGUAUCUGCGUGCAGAUUACUGACGAGCCAUGAUAAUGUUUCAUCUCUAUUCAAUACAAUGUUAUAACGAGUCACUCCUUGUACAUAGACCAUUAGAGGCGAGAUACUUAAUCCCAAGACUCAAAAAUUUGACACCUCGGACGCCAUGGUAAGUAAAUGCCAGUCCUCUCCAAGAUUUUCAAUUGAGCAGCGUGGUGUUUUCCCGCAUUGGGACUUUGGC
Verruconis gallopava is the source of this 1089-nucleotide messenger RNA. RefSeq lists its product as uncharacterized. Gene Ontology annotation, molecular function: hydrolase activity. The coding region runs from base 117 to 860 and encodes 247 amino acids. The record is from RefSeq and is a predicted model, not a curated record. Lineage: Eukaryota; Fungi; Ascomycota; Dothideomycetes; Venturiales; Sympoventuriaceae. The transcript is spliced from 2 exons.